AGUAUGUUUACUGCUAAUUGUUGACUGACAAUUACCGUGUAUAAAUUGAAUCUUCAAUGUUUGUGUGAAAACAUUUCAGCAAUAUCUAGUUUUAUUGUUAUGUUUUAAUUGAUUAUUUUCUAUUUUACUAGUUUUAACCUCAUUAUUUGCCUACAUAAUCCAUCCUUUAUCUCAUCUGGUCUCGUCUUGUCAACUUUAACACCAGCAUACUCGUUUGAUAUUUGUUAUUUUUUCUUAUAAUUUCAUUCUCUACACAUUAACCAACUUUACUGUGUUCCUACUUAUUUCUUGUUCAAUAAUCUUCGAUCAUUUCAAUACCAAGGAGAUUCAAAGAUUCCUCGAGCUAGAAGCUUUUAAAGACAUUAUACUGCCUUUAGUCACUCACUCUUUUAUGUGGCUCAACAUCGCAAUAAUUUUAAAAUGUUUCUAACUGAGAAUCAAUUUCGAGAUGCUCUUCACUGGUAUCAAAAAAAGAUUGGCUCUUAUGACCAGCAAGUUUGGGAAAAGUCCAUCGAGGAAAGAGUUCUACGAGGUUUAAGUCAUGCCAUACCCAAGAAAGUGGCUCGAGUUAAGAAAGAAUCAAUCGACUUGGAUCUAGAUUUAAUUAGAGGAUCAUAUUUUGCUAAAGCUAAACCUCAACAAAGCUGGUUAACAACAACUUACCUUGGUAUUGUGCGAAUCUUAUUGUUCCCCUUCUAUUUAAAUUGGUGGACCGAACAAACAAAUUCCUUAAUAUGUGCCAUUCUAUUUAUUCUUUAUUGUCUUCAAAUGAUCUCAAUGUACAUUUAUUUUAAUUCGGAAAAGGACGAUUUCGAUGAGAUUCCAAUCUCAGAGGUUGUCUCACCUUUGUUCAUGUUCUUCAUAUUGGGAACCAUGCAAUCACAAAUAGGUGCCUCAUCAAGUAGUAAAAAUAGAUCUUACCGGUCAAGACUAAAUUGUCCACCAGUAGCUUCAACAUCAUUAUCAUCAUCAACAACACCAACAACACCAACUACAGCAGCUACAACUUCAUCUGUGACCAACCAUGUGAACAAAAGUUCAAAUGCAAGCUCAUUGGCUACUGCGGCUAGUACGAACGUAAACUCUCCCUCAUCAUCUGCAUCAACAGCAUCCACAUCUUCAAAUUCAUCAACCUCAUCCAAUCAUCAAAAAUCAAGAGAAAUUUUAUUAACUCAACGAAAUCCAGUAUCAACUCGAUUACCCAGCAAUAACGACGAAAAUAGUUUAAUCACUGGUUUAUGUAAAAAUUGUUCAAAGCGUGAUAAAGAGACUCUUAGCUCAAAUUUAAAAAAAGUCAAACGACUUAAUCUACCUUUAUCAUCAUCAACUGUAUCAUCUUCCGCAACAUCCCUACGUCAUUCUUCAUCGUCAAUCAUUGAAAGAAGAACCUCAACUGUAUCUAGCAGCAAAAAAUUAACUUCCAGAGUUGAAUCAAAAGUUUCUGACGAUGAAAGUGGAUUAGAUUCAAUGGAAACCCAAAAUGGUUCUCCCAAGGAAGAGGAGGAGGAAGGAGAGGAAGAUGAUGAAGGAUUAGAUAAGGGUGAGAUUGAAGGUGAAGAUGAAGAGGAAACCUGUCUUAACAGGCGAAGAAUCAUAAACAAACACGUUGAUCCUGCGGAAGAAGAUGAAGAUGUUAGUGACAAUUGUUCAACUCCUGGGUCAUGUUCACCAUCAGCAGAUCAAUCGCCAUCAACCUCUAGUUCAACCAAAUCCACUCCCGGCUAUUCUGGAAGGCGGAAAAAAUUUUCUCACCAGAAAAUAUCUGACUGUGAAUCAGCUGAAAGAGCUGAUUUCGUAGACAAAAAAGAAGUCAAUACUGAUACUGAACCUGAUGGAACAAUCGGUGAUUUGAGCUCGGCUGAUGAAUGUUCGCCUUACUCAACAGUCGAUUCAAAUAAUCGUUUCGAAUGGUCCAGAAAAUAUAAUAUCCCUUCGACAGCCACAGGAAUAAAGAUUGACAGUAGACUUAGUAAUUCUCGUACAAACAAAAGUCCAGUUAAUUUCCUAUUAGAGUCAACCAAUGAUUCUGUUGGUGGCAAAAGUCAACGAAGUAAAAGUAAAUCGAGUAAAUCUAGUAAAUCUGGUCGUCUUCAGUUUCGCUUACCUUGUACCAAGCCACGAGAUUGUUCAUCAUCAGGCGAAUCAGAAUGUUCAAUGUCACCAACCUCACCAAUAACCAAGUUAGCUUCUGACUUGGAUUGGCCUUCAAUAAACUCAGACGGCACUUCGGACGAAGAAGGUGAAAUGGGUGAUGUAACCAAUUCUUUGGGUAAAUUGAACGAAGAUACAGAAUUUUUUCAUUUUCGUGAGGAAAAAACUCGCUUAACUCAUGAAGACCAUAAUCCGUCCCACAAUUUCAGCCCAGAAGAUACUUCAUACAGCCAAAGAAGUGGUAAAACAUUAAGUGACAAAGUGAGCUGUGCUAUUUGGCAAAUGAGGGAAUGUCAGAAAGUUGACCUUUCAGUGUUGGACAUUUCUUCGUCAAUCAUUCGCAAAGUUGAAUCUGUUAAACACUCGAAUGAAUAUUUUUACCUUGGUUUCCUGUUGUCAUUGGUUCUUGCCUUUAUUCCGGUCAUUUUUCGUAUUCGCCAGUAUGCAACUUCAGCUCGUUUCACCGAAACUCGACGUAAAGUGGUUCCAACUCCCUUCUCUGGACCCAAUACAUCAAAAGAAAUAUCUGACAUUAUUCAAGAAAUACCGACCCUGGCAACUGACUUGUUAGCUGAAUCAAUGGUCUUAUCAUUUUCAUCUUUGGGCGUUCAAUUUGUCGUUAUCGUGGCUAUCAUUGAGAGAUUUUUUCUCAGCUUGUGUUUCUUUUUCCUUCUUUGUGUUGCUGAGCGAACCUUUAGAGAGAGAUUUCUUUAUGCAAAAUAUUUUUGCCAUUUAACUUCAUCCAGACGUGCGCGUCGAUCCGAUUUACCACAUUUCCGUCUAAAUAAAGUACGAAACAUAAAAACCUGGUUAUCCGUCAGAUCCUAUCUUCAAAAUCAUGGCCCACAAAGAUCUAUUGAUGCAAUUGUUUCAUCAAGUUUUAUUGUUGAAGUUAGCAUAUUAACAUUCCUAUGCAUUCAGCUACUUCGAGAUAAUGAAAUCUGUUCAGAAAAACUCUAUUGCUGGGAAAUGGUUUUCUGGAAUCUUGCUAUUGGAUUAUACAUUAUGCGAUUAAUGAUUCUUGGAUCCAAAAUGAAUCGUAAAAGUCGAGGCUGUUUAACAAUCUUGCUAUCGGAACAGAUUAAUCUUUACCUUCAACUGGAACAAAAGCCUCACAAAAAGGAAGAUCUUACUCUUGCUAAUCAAUUAAUUAAAUCUGCUGCCGAUGUAUUGAAAUUAUUGGAAGCACCAUUCAAAAUUUCCGGCUUCUCGGCUAAUCCAUAUCUUUACAAUAUAACUAAAGUCAUUGUUUUGUCUGCUUUCUCUGCUGUACUUACUGAGCUUCUUGGUUUCAAGUUGAAGUUAUACAAAAUCAAGCUAACUUCCUAGAAAUUUUCAAUCGACAGCAAAGUCUUAAUCUGUAUUAUCAACGACAUUUUCAUUAAUCUAUUUAUUCACAAUAGACUCACAGAAAAGUAUUUUGUAUUAGUAUAUUAGAUGGUCAGUUAAUUUUAUUAGUUUUUGAAUUUAAUCAGAAAAUAAUAAAAGCUAAAGCUGAUGAAUAACUUUGGAUUGUCGCCUACAAUAAUCUACAAUUUACACUUUUAACCACAUUGAGAUCAUUAGAUCGCGUCUGUUUAAGCUUGUACCUAAAUCUGUCGAAUCCGUGAAACUAACCUUUAUAUGGUCAUUUGUUGGUUGAUUGGAGCAUUUAUUUUUUGACUUUGAACGGCAAUGUCAACAAAUGUAUUUAUAACUGUUGUAUCAAUGUAUUAUGAUUGUCGAUUUCAACCGACUACUUGCCAUAGAUAAUUUGUUCAAUACAAAUAGACAAAACUGAAUACGAAAAGCAGAACUUCAUUGAAGCUGGAAUAAAAUUGUAUUUCAAAACAUCAACUAAAACCAUUAGAAUGUUUCAUUUUAGAAUCUAAUAAUUAACAUUAAUAAUUGUAAUAUAAUUAUUAUCUUUAUUUUGUCAACAAAUAAUGAAAUAAAAAACAUGUUCAAAUAAU
This is a messenger RNA of Tetranychus urticae (two-spotted spider mite), 4103 nucleotides long. RefSeq names its product putative homeodomain transcription factor (gene phtf). Gene Ontology annotation, cellular component: endoplasmic reticulum. NCBI's taxonomy places the organism in Eukaryota, Metazoa, Arthropoda, Arachnida, Trombidiformes, Tetranychidae. The record is from RefSeq and is a predicted model, not a curated record.